Molecule: messenger RNA, 1515 nt
Organism: Passer montanus (Eurasian tree sparrow)
Lineage: Eukaryota; Metazoa; Chordata; Aves; Passeriformes; Passeridae
Gene: NKX1-2
Product: NK1 homeobox 2
Biological process (GO): regulation of transcription by RNA polymerase II; cell differentiation
Cellular component (GO): nucleus
Molecular function (GO): RNA polymerase II cis-regulatory region sequence-specific DNA binding; DNA-binding transcription factor activity, RNA polymerase II-specific
Source: RefSeq, a predicted model, not a curated record
AUGCAGUCCCGGCCCCGCUCCGCCACCGCCGUGCCCCGCCGGGAAAUGCAGUCCCGGCCCCGCUGCGCCGCCGGAGCCGGGCGGAGCGCGCUGGAAGUGCUGCUGGCCCGGCCCUGGAAGCCGUCAGCGCCAGGCUGGAUGUGGAGCGUCCUGCCCUACUGCAUCCCUGCUUCGGUGGAGAUCCCGGCUCCGGUGCCAGGGGCUCCUGCACUCCCCCCGCCCAUCCCGGGGCAGGUAACGGGAAAGCCUCGUCGCCGAGAGGUUGGGAUGGAGGGAGGCGCCCGCUGCGCCCCCGCGGAGGGCUCGGCGGGGAGGGGGCGCGGGGGCGGCGUGCCAAUGGCUGCGCUGCCCCCUCCUCUGCCCCCACCCCGCCGCCGGCCCCUCCGCCUCCCCGGCCGACCCUCCUCCCCGCCGCUCACUCCGCGCCGCCAGCGCCGAGCGUGCGGCUCCGGAGCGGCCCGGCUGCGCGCCCGCGCUGCGCUCCGCGGCUCCGCGCCGGGAGCCAGCAGGUCUCCGGGAAGCGCGGAGGGUGGUGGGAUGCCGGAAUGCCCGGACCGCGGGGCCAAGGCGGCCCCCAUCCAUCAUAAAAUCUCCUUCUCCAUCUUAGACAUCCUGGAUCCCCAGAAAUUCAGCAGAAGACGCGAACCGGCCUCGGGGAGCUGGGGCAGCGCCCCCCGCUCGGGCGAGCGGGAGAAAAGUUUGGGAAGAGUUGAAGUAGGAAAGGACGCUGCUGCUCCCGGCAGCGGGAAGAAUAAACUAGAGGCACAUGAUGCGCACGCCCCGGCGGAGAGCGGCGCCGAGGACGCGGGGCAGGAGCGCGACGAGGAGGACCCGAGCGGGGACGGGACCGGGGCCGCGAGCCCGCCCGGGCCGGAGGAGCCGGGCUCGCCGCGGAGCGCCCGGCGGCGGCCGGGCCCGCUCCGAGCCGAGCCGCCCGAGGCCGGGGCCGUGCCGCCGCCCCCGCCGCCUCCGCCGCCCGUGGGGGCGCAGCCCGGCCCGCAGGCCAAGCCCAAGAGGAAGCGGACGGGCUCGGACUCCAAGUCGGUUCAAGUCCACGCGCCGCGGAGCGCCCGGCGGCGGCGGGCAGAGCCGGGCUGCGGCAAGCCGCGGCGGGCGCGCACCGCCUUCACCUACGAGCAGCUGGUGGCCCUGGAGAACAAGUUCCGAGCCACGCGGUACCUGUCGGUCUGCGAGCGCCUCAACCUGGCGCUGUCGCUCAGCCUGACCGAGACGCAGGUGAAGAUCUGGUUCCAGAACCGCCGCACCAAGUGGAAGAAGCAGCACCCGGGCGCCGACGGGGCGGCCCCCGCAGCAUCCCCCGCGGCGGCGGCGGCGGCGAGCGGCGGCAGCCCCAGCCCGCCGGGCCCCGCCGCUCUGCCCUUCCAGACUUUCCCGUCCUACGCCGCCGCCAACGUGCUGGUGCCGCCGGCCGCCCCCUUCCCGCUGGGCGCCGGCCCCUUCGCGCCCUUCCUGGGCCCCGCGUACCUCGGCCCCUUCUACGCCCCGCACCUCUGA